Messenger RNA from Eutrema salsugineum, 1314 nucleotides. Its product is annotated as glycosyltransferase family 64 protein C4. Gene Ontology annotation, molecular function: glycosyltransferase activity. The transcript is spliced from 5 exons. Gene Ontology annotation, cellular component: membrane. Bases 157 to 1173 code for a protein of 338 amino acids. Lineage: Eukaryota; Viridiplantae; Streptophyta; Magnoliopsida; Brassicales; Brassicaceae. The record is from RefSeq and is a predicted model, not a curated record.
CUGAAGAGGAGAAACAAAAAUCCGCAUGAGAGCGAAGACUGAGUCGACCUGCUCUCGACCUGCUCUUGACACCAGUUGACCAGAUUCUUCUUCUUCUUCUUCUUCCUCUUCUUCCUCCGAGUUAUCUAUUUUUGGAAACUUAGAUUCGUUGUUUAGAUGGGAGGAGGAGACGUUUCUAAGGAGAUGGGAGGUUGUUCAUUAGCGUAUCGCCGUGGAGAUCAGAAGCUACGGAAGCUCGUGACGGCGAGAAGCACUAAGUUUCUUCUAUUUUUCUGUAUCGCUCUCGCUUUGAUCACACUCGCUUGCCGGUCUUCUCGGCCUUCGGCGAUCGGUUGGGUUAACAGUUCAACCGCCGUCGCAGAUCGGAUCUCUGGAUCAAGGAAAGGUUAUACACUUUUAAUGAACACAUGGAAGAGAUAUGAUCUCUUAAAGAAGUCGGUUUCUCACUAUGCAUCAUGUUCUAGGCUUGACUCUAUCCACAUUGUUUGGAGUGAACCUAACCCUCCAUCAGAGUCCCUGAAAGAGUAUCUUCAAAAUGUUCUGAAGAAAAAAACGCGAGGCGGGCAUGAGGUUGAGCUAAGAUUUGAUAUAAACAAAGAAGACAGUUUGAACAACAGGUUUAAAGACAUUAAAGACUUGAAAACAGACGCUGUCUUCUCAAUCGAUGAUGACAUCAUAUUUCCUUGUCACACGGUAGAUUUUGCAUUCAACGUUUGGGAGAGUGCCCCAGAGACAAUGGUGGGGUUCGUGCCCCGUGUGCAUUGGCCUGAAAAAUCGAAUGAUAAAGCCGAUUACUACACCUACAGCGGAUGGUGGUCUGUUUGGUGGAGUGGUACAUAUAGCAUGGUACUCUCAAAGGCAGCCUUCUUCCACAAAAAGUAUCUCAGCCUUUACACAAACAGCAUGCCGGCAUCAAUCAGGGAAUUCACAACCAAGAACAGGAACUGUGAAGAUAUCGCAAUGUCAUUCCUCGUCGCAAAUGCUACAAACGCUCCUCCUAUAUGGGUUAAAGGUAAGAUAUAUGAAAUCGGUUCAACAGGAAUCAGUAGCAUAGGAGGACACACAGAGAAAAGAACACACUGCGUAAAUCGGUUUGUAGCAGAAUUCGGGAGAAUGCCACUUGUAUACACUUCCAUGAAAGCCGUAGAUAGCCGCAAUUUAUGGUUCUGGUGAUUGCUGCUUUCACAUAGUGGUGCGUUUCCGCUUUCUCUUCCACUCGUUACUACUACUCUUCAUGGUCUAGCUAUCUACUGAUUUUGUACAAAGUGAGAGUACCCAAAAAAAAAGGACUGAUCUUUGCUCUUGCGGCAAGAG